Xenia sp. Carnegie-2017 is the source of this 1173-nucleotide messenger RNA. RefSeq lists its product as uncharacterized. NCBI's taxonomy places the organism in Eukaryota, Metazoa, Cnidaria, Anthozoa, Malacalcyonacea, Xeniidae. Gene Ontology annotation, biological process: DNA integration. The coding region runs from base 1 to 1173 and encodes 390 amino acids. The transcript has a single exon. Gene Ontology annotation, molecular function: nucleic acid binding. The record is from RefSeq and is a predicted model, not a curated record.
AUGGUAGGAGUAAAUCAAGCAGAAUUUAGUUCAUAUGAGAAACUUAAAGAUGAACUAUGCAUAUCUUCGGGAAUAAUUCUACGAAAACAUCAAAUAAUCAUACCAGAAAGUUUACGAGAGAAAGUAGUGAACAUUGCUCAUGAAGGUCAUAUGGGAAUGUCAAAAACGAAAGCGUUAUUACGUGAAAAGGUAUGGUUUCCACGUAUAGAUGAGUUAGUUAAUGAAAAAGUUAAAUCGUGUUUAGCCUGUCAGAUUACAACUCCAGUCAGUGAAAAGGAACCAUUGAAAAUGUCAGAGUUGCCAAGAUAUCCUUGGAAAGAGCUAAGUAUGGACUUUGGUGUAGCUCCUACAGGCACAGGUGAAUAUUUGUUUGUUUUGUAUGAUGAUUUUUCCAGAUAUCCUAUUGUAGAAGUAAUCCGAUCAACGUCCGCAAAGACUGUUAUACCCUGUUUGGAUAAGAUUCUUUCGGAGUUCGGGAUACCAGAUACGAUACGUUCAGACAAUGGACCGCCAUUCAAUAGCAAGGAAUUUUACGAGUUUUCAAAGUAUUUGGGAUUUAAACACAGAAAAGUUACUCCUUAUUGGCCACGAGCCAACGGGAAAGUGAAAAGAUUUAUGCGUACUAUCAAAAAGACAAUAAAGGCUACGAUAAUGGAGGGAAAAAAUUGGAAGCAAGAAAUCCACAGGUUCCUGCGAAAUUAUCGUACCACACCUCAUAGUUCGACCAAAAUCUCUUCAUCUAUGGCUUUAUUCGGUCGACCAAUGAAAGUACGUUUACCUGAAGAACUAUUUCAUAUAGAUACAGAGGAAAGAAUUCGAGUACAGGAUGAAAGAGCAAAAUUGAAGAUGAAAUUACAUGCAGACAAUAACAGGAACGUAAAGACAAGUGAGAUUAAAGUAGGUGAUAUGGUGUUAGUAAAGAAAGACACGACCACUAAUAAACAACAAACACCCUAUGAUGGUAAGCCAUGUGAAGUCGUGGAAAGAAAAGGUUCAAUGGUAACAGCGAAGAAAGAUAGAAUGUUGUUUACUCGUAAUUCGUCAUUUUUCAAGAAGAUAGAAAAUGGGAAAAGUCUAGGAGAACCCAUUGAGGAAAGUAUAAAGGAAAAAGAACGGCGGUAUCCUUUGCGUACAAGAAAAGCCCCUAUUCGAUACGGACAAGUUGAAAGUUAA